This is a messenger RNA of Nannizzia gypsea CBS 118893, 3150 nucleotides long. RefSeq names its product calcium-transporting ATPase 3. The coding region runs from base 1 to 3150 and encodes 1049 amino acids. The record is from RefSeq and is a predicted model, not a curated record. The transcript is spliced from 6 exons. Lineage: Eukaryota; Fungi; Ascomycota; Eurotiomycetes; Onygenales; Arthrodermataceae. Gene Ontology annotation, cellular component: plasma membrane. Gene Ontology annotation, molecular function: P-type calcium transporter activity; ATP hydrolysis activity; ATP binding. Gene Ontology annotation, biological process: intracellular calcium ion homeostasis; calcium ion transmembrane transport.
AUGGGGAAAGCUCAGUCUUUGAAUCAUGGGCAAGGCGUGUCUCAAUGCACGCUAUCACGGCCAGCCCAUGGUCUUCAAUAUGAAGCUGUCAUCAAGGAGAUAGGAUCCGAUCCGGAGAACGGUUUGAACAACUCAGAGGCCCAGAGACGCUUAGAACAAUAUGGAGGAAAUGACCUUGGAAACACCGACUCUGUCCAACCUGCCAAAAUGUUACUCCGGCAGAUUGCAAAUGCUAUGACAUUGAUUUUGACAAUGGCUAUGGCAGUGAGCUUUGGUAUCAACGCUUGGAUUGAAGGAGGUGUGCUAGCAGCAGUCAUUUUCAUCAAUAUCGGUAUAGGCUUUGUCCAAGAAUUUCAAGCCGAAAAGACCAUGAGCUCGCUUCGAUCAUUGAGUUCCCCGACUGCAUGUGUAGUACGAGACGGGAGUCAAAUUACUAUUGCGACUGCAGAUAUUGUACCCGGUGACAUAGUAGAGAUGAAGACUGGUGACACAGUCCCAGCAGAUGUGAGACUUAUAGAGGCAGUCAAUUUCGAAACCGAUGAGGCCUUGCUCACUGGAGAAUCUGUACCCGUGCGGAAAGACGCCAAUUCGGUUUUCAGUGAUGAGACUGGACCUGGUGAUCGCCUAAAUAUCUGCUUCAGCUCGUCUAUUGUUACAAAAGGUCGAGCCAGAGGCAUCGUCUUUUCAACUGGUAUUUAUACAGAAAUUGGAGCUAUUGCAACUGCACUUCGAGCGAAGGGCACGCGGCAUAGACACGUAAAGCGUAACCCAGACGGAUCUGCCAGUUUUUAUCGCUAUGUUGAAGCCGGCGCUCUAACGGUGUAUGAUGCUAUUGGUGAGAUUCUGGGCUUAAAUGUUGGUACGCCAUUGCAAAGAAAGCUUUCCAAGCUUGCGCUCCUCUUACUCGGAACUGCUGUCAUCUGUGCCAUUAUCGUGCUUGCUGCGAAUAAAUUCAGCAAUCACCAAGAGGUUAUUGUUUAUGCGGUGGCCACAGGCCUAAGCAUGAUACCAUCUUCUUUGGUAGUAGUUUUGACCAUCACCAUGACAGUUGGAACGAAACGGAUGGUGAAAAGACAUGUUAUUGUACGCAACUUGAACUCAUUAGAAGCUCUUGGAUCAGUUACAGACAUUUGUUCCGACAAAACCGGUACUCUGACCCAGGGAAAAAUGGUGGCGCAUAAGGCAUGGGUACCUGCACGAGGUACAUAUGCAGUCGGCCAAUCAAGUCAACCAUUCAACCCAAAGGCCGGAAAACUGUACUUCGAACCUAAACAGCCGCAUGAGAUAGAUUUCACAGAGAAAAAUGACACUUUUGACGAUGAAUAUACCAAAACGGAGAGCGAUGGACCUCUUGACGAGUUCCUGAAAGUUGCAGCUCUGGCCAAUCUGGCAGUUGUCCGUGAGACUGCAACUGGAGAUUGGGAAACGUAUGGCGACCCAACAGAAAUCGCCAUUCAGGUCUUUGCUACACGAUUCAACUGGAACCGUACUCAACUGACUUCGGGAGACCAGCGGACAUGGACUCAGGUUGCCGAGUUCCCAUUUGACUCUGAUGUUAAGAAAAUGUCCGCUGUCUUUGAAUCACCGACGGGAGACAUGUUUGUCUUUACCAAAGGAGCUGUGGAACGAGUGUUGUCAUCAUGUUCAUACAUAGAAGGCACCGAUGGCUCGCAGUUAGAGACAGUCACCCCUGAAGUUAGGGAAGGCAUUUUGGCCAACAUGGAAGCCUUCGCUGCACAAGGUCUACGUGUUCUUGCUCUCGCUAGCAAACCACUUCCAGUCAUGGACUGCCAAAACAUAGACCUGGAUCGCAAAGAGGUCGAGCAUAAUUUGAUUUUUCGUGGUCUAAUUGGGCUUUAUGAUCCUCCUCGUCCAGAAUCUGCACCUUCAGUGCGUCGCUGCCACGAAGCAGGUAUCUCCGUACACAUGUUAACUGGAGAUCAUCCUAGUACAGCGAGGGCUAUCGCCACAGAAGUAGGAAUCCUCCCGUCUCAUACCAACAUGCUAAGCAAAGAUACCCUUGAUUCCAUGGUGAUGACAGCUCAGCAGUUUGAUAAACUAUCUGAUAACGAAAUUGAUAACCUCCCUGAGCUUCCUCUGGUAGUAGCGCGAUGUGCGCCCAACACCAAGGUUCGGAUGAUCAAUGCACUGCAUAGACGCAAAAAAUUUGCCGCCAUGACUGGUGAUGGUGUUAAUGACUCGCCAUCCCUCAAGAACGCCGAUGUUGGUAUUGCCAUGGGUCUAGCUGGGUCCGAUGUUGCUAAGGAUGCAUCAGAUAUCAUUUUAACGGAUGAUAACUUUGCUUCAAUUCUUAAUGCCAUCGAGGAAGGCCGGCGUAUAUUUGAUAAUAUACAGAAGUUCAUAUUACAUGUUCUCUCCCAAAACUUCGCACAGGCUAUUGUUCUGCUUCUUGGCCUUGUAUUUAAGGACACGGACAAUUUAUCCGUUUUCCCACUAAGCCCGGUUGAGAUCAUUUGGCUUGUUAUGAUUACUUCAGGACUUCCGGAUAUGGGGCUCGGUUUUGAGCAGGCAACAAUGGAUAUCAUGCAGAGGCCUCCACACACACGCGGAAUCUUUACUUGGGAGAUCAUGUUGGACAUGGUUGUCUACGGCACUUGGGUUGCUGCAUUGUGCCUAGGAGCUUUCACAUUGGUAAUAUAUGGCUUUGGAGACGGUAACCUUGGAACGAACUGCAACAAGGUCUAUGAUGGGUGCGAAUUGGUAUUCCGGGCACGGGCCACUACCUUCGCAUGCCUGACAUGGUUCGUUCUAUUCCUAGCCUGGGAGAUGGUCGAUAUGCGCCGCUCAUUCUUCAACAUGCGACCGUCCUCUUCAUCAUCCGGUAUCGUUCCUCAGUGGUGUCGCGAUAUCUGGCAGAAUCCGUUCUUAUUCUGGGCAAAUAUCUCUGGAUUUGUCAUUGUUGUCCCGCUUCUGUACAUUCCCGUCAUAAAUAAGAAUGUUUUUCGCCAUACAGGCAUAACGUGGGAAUGGGGAAUCGUCCUGGUAGGCACGGUAUUGUUUUUUGCUGGGGCAGAAACAUGGAAGUUGGCGAAGAGGGUAUACUUCAGGCGAAAAUCGAGCUCGGUUCUUGGGGGUAGCAGGCCAAAAUCCGACCUUGAGAGCAGCGUGUUAGGAUACCAAGAGAAGUAG